UUUGUACUUGCAUAAAUCUGUCCUCACCCUCUGCUCAGGCAGUCCAUCUCCACUGACGUAUCCACUCCGAGGGAAACUACCAGAUUUAAAGAAAUCUGCGCUGAAGGAAUCUGUGAGUCAGUGUCUCUCAGUCUCACUCUUUCAGUCACUCUCUCUGUUUCUGUGUCUCUCUCUUGGACAAUGGAUCUGUCAGUGAUCAGGAAAUCACAGCUGAUCCCGUUCCGUGGAGUUCCUCUCCCAAAUUAUUUUCUGAAAAACAUGGAAAAGGUUGGAGAGUUCGAGGCGGAUAAGACUGAUGUUCUGAUCGCAACCUACCCGAAGGCAGGCACGACCUGGAUGCAGGAGAUAGUGGACUGUGUGCUCCAUGGAGGGGAUGUGAGGCAGUGUGAACAAAGCCCCAUCCAUUACCGCAGCCCCUUUCUUGAAGCCUCCUACCCAGGAAUACGCACUGGGCUAGAAUUACUUGCUGAGAUUCCAUCUCCAAAACCGAUUAAGACGCAUCUCCCGUUCCAGCUCAUUCCCACAUCCUUUCUUCAAAAACAGUGCAAGAUCAUUUAUUGCGCUCGAAACGCCAAGGAUAAUGUGGUUUCGUCUUUCCACUUCGACCGAAUGAGCAAGUUGAAGCCGGAUCCCGGGCCCUGGGAGGAAUUUUUACAGAAAUUCCUGACGGGAAAUGUCAUGUAUGGGUUGUGGCAUGAUCACGUGAAGGGAUGGUGGGAGCAGAGAGGAAACUUUCCCAUUCUCUACAUGUUCUAUGAAGACAUGAAGGAGGUAAAGACUGGGGUCGGAGGUCACAAUGUUUCAGAUCCUCUAACACACACACACUGCCGGUCCACACUCCCAGGUCAGGCUGGCUCCGGCCUGGACAUCCCUCAUGCCCCGAGUUCCACCAUCAGUGGCCGCACUUACAGCCACUGCAUCCGGAAACUCUGGAACACUCCCUCUCUACCAAAUUGGCCUGUGUUGUUGCUCACUAAAUCUAAAUCGGCCAGCUUAUUUCACUGCCCAGUUUCGCAACAAGACCCGAGGCGAGAAAUCAAGCGGGUGGCUGAGUUUCUGGGCAAGGAGCUAGGCAGCAAGGAACUGGACACCAUCGUUGCUCACACCAGCUUCAACGCCAUGAAGCUCAACCCAAUGACCAACCAUUCAAAUGUUCCACUUGAUGUGUUGGACCAAAGAAUAUCUUCAUUCAUGAGGAAAGGCAUUGUGGGAGACUGGAAAACACACUUCACUGUGGCUCAGAACCAGAUGUUUGAGGAGGAUUACUGCCGCAGGAUGGUGGGGAGCACAUUGCGUUUCCGGACAGAAUUGAGUCCAGGAGACAAUUGUCUGCAGUGAUGUGUAUUCCCUCCCGGAGCGCCUCCACCCACCCUAUGCCCCUCCCUCCUGGA
This is a messenger RNA of Callorhinchus milii (elephant shark), 1391 nucleotides long. RefSeq names its product sulfotransferase 1A1-like. NCBI's taxonomy places the organism in Eukaryota, Metazoa, Chordata, Chondrichthyes, Chimaeriformes, Callorhinchidae. The record is from RefSeq and is a predicted model, not a curated record. Bases 181 to 1338 code for a protein of 385 amino acids. Gene Ontology annotation, molecular function: sulfotransferase activity. Gene Ontology annotation, cellular component: cytoplasm. The transcript is spliced from 8 exons. Gene Ontology annotation, biological process: sulfation.